UCACGGGGAGUGGGAUCUUUUUCAAUUAUGAAUAAUACCAAACCAAACAAGGAGGACAGCGCGUCAACAAACGCGCAAAGGGAGAGCAGCUUGGGAGAGAUGGUAACUUCAUCCCUCCCCAAGCAAACUGGGAGAAACACUCCCCCUGCUGAAGGGAGAGAUGCCUCUCGUCUAGUGAAGGGACCCAGCACUGGGGCCGGUUGGCUGGAGCUAUUUAGCGCCACCGACCUAGGUGCUGGUAACAACCAGAACUCCUCUCCAUCCAAAGGAGGACGAGCUAAGGCACGUGAUAAGGUGCCAAGCAUCUUCCUGGUCAGAUGCGACAAAGAGCCUAAGGCAAGUCCUGGCUCUGACGAGGCGGGCCCGGCCUUCACCUUCAAAAAGAGGCCCGCCGCACAGGAUUACACGGGGCUCACAUAUGUGACCCCGAGCACAUCUAGGGCUUCCUCAAGGACUGCCUCCCCGGUCUCCGUACACUCGUCUUCGGACGAGGCGGGUCGGACCCGGACGAGCAAAAGGCCGCACGGGAAGACAGACGGAAGCAGCAAAAAAUAUGUGCUCUCGUCUGGAUCUGAGGAGGAGCCUCCCCCGAAAACCAGGGGGAGACCCGCAAUAGACCCCCCGCAUAAGGGACAAUAUACGGCGGAAGCCAUGGCCCUCCGCGUCGAGGCCGAACGGGCAAAACAGCUUAAGAAGGACCACAGGACUAUCCUGAACCCCGAGGUUCUGCCCACAUCAGCCCCGGCUAAGAAAGCCAGUGAGAAAGCUAUGGAGCUGGCUAUCGAAUAUGAUAGCCAGGCCACGGCGGCAGUGGCCGCCAUAGUAACAAACGGCCUGUCAAUGCUGGCCAAAUCGGUGGAGCGAUCGGACAAUAUCCAGGGCCCGAUCAGGCGAGACCUAUGGAGAGUAUUCGCGGAGCUGUCCGCAGGUCUCGCCUAAAUAAUAGGCCGAAAGGAGGAAGACGGAAGCGACCAACCCUCCUUAGACAAGGCCAAAGCAGAUUGGCAGGCCUAGAAAAGAAGACUCGAGGGGGACGUGGUAAGGCUCAAGGCCAAAAACACCCUCCUCGAGCUUCAAACGAAUACUGGCGGAACAGGCGGAGCGAAGCAAGCACCCCCCCAGGGUUCACGCUGACCCCUCGAACCGCGCUGAGAUCGACGAUGGCGGAAGCGCCAUUUCGGUCGGUCUUGAGUGGUCGGAUGAUAUGGGCUGGACCGACCCACAUGAGAUCAUCGACGUCGAAAUGGAUGCAGCUCAUCGCAACCUGCCCGGCAACGAGGAAUUUCCGCCUUUGGGACCAGCGUCCCAAGGGAGGAAAAAGAAGAAAAUCAAAAAGAAGGGGAGGCCCACGCUGGAGGAAUUAUACCUCCCCAUCUUUGCGCCGACGCUUAGAGGGGUUCAGCGACAAUUAAACCCCCUCUCGACGGCGGCGGACAGGAUGGUGGCACCGCCCCCCGCCCCCAUGGGGCCGCCGAGGAGCGCCACCAAAAAGGCAGCCUCCUCCGCAAAAACAGGCGACGGAGGAAACGCGAUGGAGGAGAGGGUGCAGGCCAUUCUGGCCAAAAUCCUCCCUUUCAUCUUGGAGGAGUUGGAGGUCGCCUCCGGGAAACGCCCCGCGUCUGGGCACAAUGCGGUCCCUACCGCCUCCCGGAACAUUGGUGGUGGAGAGGAGAAACCGCGGCUCGAUCCCGUGAGGACCCAGGCAGGCCCUCCCGCGAGAUGCCGCCUCCUCCUCCUCCCCCGGUAGCAGCCGCCCCCCACAGAGUGGGCACGACGCAGCCCCAGAUGCAAUCCUGGACGGAGGUUAUCUCCAAGUCGGCCAAAAGGAGGGCAGCCAGGAAGGCCGCCGCCGAAAAAGCCAACGCUACCGCGGCCAAUAGAGGGACUUCCCCUCCCUCCGCUGCUCCCUCGUCCCUUAGAGGGAGGAGGGGAGUAAACCCUCUUCCCCGCCCUCCACAAAAGGGGCGCAAGGGGAACCCUCCGGUUAAAACGGUCGAGAUACGUAUCACCGGGCUGGACGACUCGGCCACCCCCCAAGAGGUGGCCGAGGCUGUGGCCGGGUUGGGAGCAUGUUUCCCCCUGGAUGUUAAAGCCGGGGAGAUUCGCAUGGCUCCCAACGGGCUAGGCACUUGCUGGGUGCGGUGCGCUGCAGCCGCCGGGAAGAAAGGCUUGGCCACCCCGCGUAUAUUAGUGGGGUGGUCCAGCUGCAGGGUCGUACUGCUUCCCUCGAGGGGCCUGCAGUGCUUCAAGUGCCUGGCCACAGGCGCGUACAGAGCAAGUGCAGCAGCUAGAUCGAUAGAUCUGGCUGCUGCUACAGAUGCGGAGGUCUCGGCCACCAAGCCAACGCCUGUCGGGAAAAAGUGGGCUGCCCCACCUGCAAGGAUAAGGGGCAGCCCGCCGACACAGGCCAGGAGAUAAAGGGUGCUUCAUCAACCCAAAGGCGGAUAAAGCACCUCACAGCGGCAAAACCGCUGCCAACAGGCAGCCCUCCCAGCCGCAACAGAGGAAGCAAAAAAUCCCCAACCAGGGGUCCGCCAGGACGGCCGGGGUGGACAAACCCCCCGGCAGGACGGCCCCUGGAAAUGAGGGGGUCCAAGGGGGAAAGGACACCGGGAGCCCUCUCCCCGAGGUAGUGGAGGAGACACAAGGGGACGAGGGUCUGGUAGAGGUGACUAUGAUCCCAGACCCUGUCCUGGAGGUGGCAGAUCCCCCUCCUCUCCCGCAAAGAAGGGCGAGGGAGCCUGAGGAGGCAAGAGCCUCGGAGAUGAAGGUGGAGGAGCCUCAGGGACCGGAACAUGCCCCCUAGGCUCCUCCAGGCCAACCUCAACCACGCCAGGGCUGCGCAAAACAUGCUUGCGCAGUGCCUGGCGGAGGGGGGUGGCGGGCUGGCCAUCGUCGCCGAUCCUUACAGGAUUCCCGAGGGUGACCUUAAUUAGGUCAGUGACACCUCGGGGAAGGUGGCGAUGGUUAGCCAUCACGUGCCGGGCGCUCCGUCGAUGAUUCCGGUAUCCGCAGGCGAGGGCUUCGUUAUGGUCGAGUAUGGACUCAUCGAUGUCCUGGGAUGUUAUCUCCCCCCCCUAGCCUAACUAGGGGGGAGUACGAGGCGGCCCUAGAUGGCAUGGAGAGCGACAUACUCAGUCGCUCUCCAAGGCCUGUCGUCGUGGGGGGAGACCUCAAUGCCCACGCCGUGGCUUGGGGCUCCCCUCGCACAGACGCCAGGGGCCGCCUCGCCCUGGACUUUGCGGCGGGGCUCGGCCUGGUCCUUCUGAACUAGGGCCGGGUCAGCACUUACGUGGGGGCCAGGGGGGAGUCCAUCGUCGACGUGACGUGGGCUUCCCCCAACGCCCUUAACAGGGUAAAGGGAUGGCAAGUGGAGACCGGCUCCUUAGGAGAACUGUCUGAUCAUAGACUUAUCUCCAUGGAACUGGUCUCCCCCCCGCGGAGGUGCGUGAGCAACGCCGCCGCACCCGGGACAGAAAUCGAUGGGUCCUAAGAAAACUCGACCUCGAUGCCCUCGAGGUCAGCUUCCUCGCCUCCACCUGGCCGGAGGGAGGAGUUGACCUCGGAGCCGAGGAGGAGGCGGAGCGCCUAUGUGAGCUGAUGUCGCGUGCCUGCGACGCCUCCAUGCCCCGCAGCAGACCAAUGGCGUGUCGUGCCGCCUAUUGGUGGUCCGCGGAGCUCGCCGAACUGAGGCGGGCUACCGUGGCCGCCAGGCGGGCACACACGCGCGCCAAGCGGCGGGGCAUGGAGGAGGCAUUGAACAGCGCUGCGGCGGCCUUCAGGGAAGCCAGAAAGGCCCUGAGGACCGCCAUAGCGCGGGCGAAGGCAGCGGCCUGGGCGGAGCUGCUCUCCGAGCUGGAUCGCGACCCAUGGGGGAGACCUUAUAAAAUAGUGAUGAAAUGGCUCCGUCCGUGGGCGCCUCCAGUCUCGGAGACGCUAGACCUCCAGUUCCUCAGUGAGGUGGUGGACAAAUUGUUCCCCACCAGGGGGAGGGACAUCCCAGAAAAGACUGGCCCUCUUCCAGGAUGGACCGAGGAACUGGAGGUGUCCAGGCACAAAAUGGUCGCGGUUUUCGCCCGCAUAACGGGAAGAAAGGCAAAGGCGCCUGGGCCGGACGGAAUACACGCCUAGGUCUGGGCCCGGGCGUCUUCGAUAAUAGGGGAGGCACUUCGUGCCACAUAUACGAAGUGCCUCCGGGAAGGAACUUUCCCCAGGAGGUGGAAGAGGGCCCGGCUUAAAAAGGAGGGCAAGCCAGAGGAGAGCCCCUCCGCGUAUAGGCUCCUUUGUAUGCUGGAUGAUGCGGGCAAGAUCUUCGAGCGUAUCAUCGCUAACCGCAUCAUCCGGCAUAUGUCCCGGAAUAGUCCCGAUUUGUCCCCCGGACAAUUUGGAUUUCGAGAGGCGAGAUCGACCGUCGACGCAAUACGACAGGUCCGAUCCCUGUCGGAGUCCAUCACGGGGGACGGGAAGGUGGCGUUGGCGAUAUCCCUGGAUAUCACCAACGCCUUUAAUAGUAUCGCGUGGGGCGAGGUAGUGGCGGCGCUCAGCGAGCAUUUUCACUUGCCGCCCUAUCUCGUCGCCAUCGUUCGGGACUACUUCCGGGACAGGGUGCUGGAGUUCCGGGACAAAACUGGACUCCUGCAGCGGAGGAACAUGUCGUGUGGCAUUCCGCAGGGGUCAGUACUGGGCCCCCUGUUAUAGAACGCCACAUACGACAAGGUGCUCCGCGGGGCCCUCCCCCCCGGUUGCCACGUCGUCGGAUACGCUGACGACACGUUUGUGGUAGCCGGGGGAGCCUCCUGGGUGAUGGCGAUUGCUAUGGGCAAUUGGGCGGUGAACUGUGUCGUCGGUUUCAUCAAGAGCCUGGGCCUGAGGAUGGACCCGGAGAAGACGGAAGCCAUCUUUUUCCAUGAUGGCUCUUCCCGGGUACCGCCCCGAGCCUUCGUCCGGGUGGACAACACCCGGAUCCAAGUGGGGGCAACCCUAAAAUAUUUGGGGUUGCUAUUGGAUGGUCGCUGAGCCUUUGUCGAGCAUUUCGACAAACUGGCCCAGCGAUUCGGCAGGAGGACGGACGCCCUCCGGGGGUUGAUGCCCAACCUCCGAGGUCCGAGAGUCGGUGCGAGGCGCGCGUACACCUACGCGGUCAUGGCUGGGACUCUGUAUGGAGCCCCAGUCUGGUUCCGCGAGGCGCUGGCCAGCCGUCGCAUACGAGAAGUGCUGCACGGAGUGCAGCGGCGGCUGGCGCGAAGAAUUGUGCGCGCGUACUUCACCGUCCCUGGCGCGGCGACUAUGGUACUGGCGGGGCUCCCCCCGGCGGAAUUCACGGCCGACGCUCUGGCAUGGUCAUACGCCAGAGCGAAGACCGUCCGCCUGCAGGGGGGAGUGGUUACCCCCAGGGUCGCUGCGCUACUACGUGAGAGGGCACGCCGGCGGGCCAUUAGAGCUUGGCAAGAGAGCCUCGCCAACGACCCGCCGGCGGCACGAUCUCGGAUCUUGGAGGCCGUCCUACCCCACUUGGACAAAUGGGUAGGCCGCCUUUGGGGUGGCUUGUCCUACCGGACGACACAGGGGCUCACCGGGCAUGGCUGCUUCGGUGAGUACCUGUGCAGGAUACGCAAGGAGCCGACGACGCAGUGUCAUCAUUGCGAGGCGGACCGGGACUCUGCGCUGGAACACUGUCCAGCGUGGGAGGAGCUGCGCGGAGUCCUACGAGAAGUAAUUGGCGACGACCUCUCCCUGCGGGCCAUCAUUAGCCAGAUGGUCAGCAGGGAGAGGGCAUGGGUCGCGGUCUCCUCCUUCUGCGAACAAGUAAUGCGGCAGAAGGAGGAGGCCGAAACUAUAAGAGAGCGGAGGCCGGGGGAACGCAUGCCCCCCGGCGAAGGAAACAACGUAAGGGGCGGCGGGGACGGGGGCCACGACCCAUCUUGGCUCCCUUCCCGGCCGCCCCGAAGAAGAAGGCACGCCCCCCGCUCCCCAGGCUAACGCGGCCCGUCUGCUAAAAGGCGGCGGGAGGCCAGCAGAUCAGCUGCUGUCGCCCCCUCCCUCCCCACGAUUGAGGAGGAGGGGAGCGACAGCGCCAAUAUGGAGAUGAGGAGGCGAUUCUCCUCCCCUGAGGCUGCCGGCCCCGCCUUUGGGACACGCAGCCGCGGGAGGAGGGCUCCUCACAUCGUUGAGCCCGGCGAGGCAGAUCCGACCUGACGGUCCGGGGGGAGCGACCCUGCGACAUAACGCGGAGCCGCUCCCCCCGCUGCCUCACCGUGGUGGGGGGAGAGGGAAGGGUCUUCUCUCUCCCCCCCAGGGCAGAAUGUAGGGCCCUGCCGCCGUCAUCGCGGCGCAAAGAGGCCCGGAAACCAUCCGGCGGGGGCCGGACCCCCGGGCCGUACUCCCAACGACAACAGGGGAAGAGGCGGGGGAGGGACGGUGUCCCUCUCCACCGACCUAGGGCAGGCUAAGCCCUUAAGCCCUGCCAGGGGCGCCUUUUGUAAACUAAGGCGCCUCUGGCGAGAUGAGUCGGCCGCCAACUGGCCGACUGGGUCCGGGGGGCUCCGGAAGCAUGCUGCACGCGUUUCCGGAGCCCCCCCACUCAUGGGCCAGGGCAGGACACCCGGAGAGGUUUUAAUGGGUAUGUCCUCGUCGACAUAUCGUCGGUGGGGAAGAGCCCCACAUAACCACCAGGCCUCCCCCGGGGCCUGGGGUAUGCGGUAAUGCAUUUCCUCUCCGUUAUAAAAAAAAGGGGGGGCAAGAAAGGGAAAGGGGGACAAAGGGGCGCAAGGGGCUUUGCGGGAGAAGCCCCCUGCGCCUCCCAUAGAGCCGGCGACAGCGCCCGACCCCAAUGCGCCUUCAAGCGAUCGGAGCUGGGUCGAGGUUGUCAGCACCAGAAAGAAGAGAAAAGUGGACAGGGGGGGCCGAAGAGUGCCCUCCGUUUGUUCCACUGGAGAGAGCGGCUGGGGGGUGUUCUGGAUCGCAUGGAGAAGUCACGACUUGGCCAUCGGAGGCGGUGGCGCCUGUCGCCCCCUCAGCGGCCGAGCCAAAGAAAAAGAGGAAAAAAGAAAAGAAAAAUUAGGGAGGUCCGCCACAAAGUAACGUCCUCGCGGCGAGGAAGAGUCAAGUCAUCGGCGAUUCUGGUGACAGUGACGGGGGACGACGCCUCCUACGCGAGCGUUAUGCAACGGGCCCGCGAGUCAAUAGUCCUUGGGGAUAUUUUGUCGCAAGGUGGGAACGGGCUGCGGGUUUGCCGAGCCCAGACCGGGAGUCUCCUCCUGGAGAUCCCCGGCGAAGACAGCAGGCCAGCGGCGCAGAGGCUGGCCUCCGAGAUGCGGCGCGUUGCGGGGGGCCCGGACAUGCGGAUCUCUUACCUUUUGCGAAGAGUGGGGAUCCGCAUCUCGGGUUCGAUGAAUCGGUCACCCCGGAGGAGGUAGCCAUGGCGGUUGCCGACUCCGGAUGCUGCUUUGUGGCAGACCUGAGGGUGGGCCGGGUGACGCGCAGUCGGCGGGGGCUGGGCUCUGUCAUAGUGCAGUGCCCGGUCGCCGCUGCUGCGAAGAUCGUCCGGUCGGGAAGUCUGGCCCUGGGUUGGGUGGCGGCUUGCGUGGAGGUGCUUAAGGCGCCUCCGCUGCGAUGUUUCCAGUGCCUGGCACAGGGUCAUACGCAGCAUCGGUGCUCUGGCGGUAUCGACAAGGCCCGGUGCUACUUUAAUCGUGGGGCGGAGGGGCACACCCAAGCAGAAUGCGCGAAUAGGCCGUUUUGCCCGGAGUAAGGUAGCCGGGCAGAACGGCCUAUUAGAGUUGCCUCCAAAGGUAAAGCGCACAACCACCGCCCCGGCGGUGAAAAGUGCGCGCGGGUUUCCCCGGCUGUUCGGUCGGGGAAGAGGGCUCCCUCUCCUCCGCAGCAGGAGGAGGGCGGAGACCUAGAAGACGAUUGGCUGCUGUCUCCUCCGCCUCCCACCUCGCUCGGCACUCAGGCCGUAAAUGGUGGUGUGUUAGAGGGGCUGGUGGCUGAUAUCGACAUGGAGGAGACCCCUCCCGUAACGGAGGCCUCUGUGGGUGAGGCCUUGUCACGGGGGUGAUGGAGUUGUCGGAGUCGUCCGGAGCCUUUGGGGUCCAAACGAGUCCGCCGACCAAAAAGAGGUGCAAGGCACUCGACAAUCCGAGUGCCUCACACCUCCCACAAGCGAAGGUGGUGCUCGAGCCCCUCCCUCUCCCACAACGGGAGAAGCGAGUAAGAUUCUACUCGAGCAUUUCUGCCAAGAAAUGUUAAGACCCCGGGCGAAGAAGGCGUUGACGCCUUCUCUCCCAGGGUCGCCUAUCCUCGGAGAUGAUAGGGCCGUGGAGUGACCUCCUAGAGGGGAAGGGGGGGCUGUGACCGGACGAACGGACAUUAAUUUCUGUGUUUUUCACUUUACAGAUUAUCUCACCUACCUUUUGGAUUAAUUCUACAAAGAUCUCACGGUCGCCAGGUAAUUUGACCUACUAAUUACCAAGGUAAUUAAUUAAUUGAGUUCUUUCCUCUGUUUCAGGAAUCCUCGUACGUAAUUGGCCAGGCUUGUCCUUCCUGUCAACGUUUGUCGUGGGAUUGAUUACGCCGCUGCGUAAUGUUCGUCGUACACAGGUAAUGACAUGGAAAUGGGACUUAUCAAUGUCGGCUGCGCAAAUCAUUUAUGUCGGUUCACAUAAAAUAAUGUUUAUUGCACACACAUGAUAAUAAAAGAAAAUAAAAGUACAA
Solenopsis invicta (red fire ant) is the source of this 8715-nucleotide messenger RNA. RefSeq lists its product as uncharacterized. The record is from RefSeq and is a predicted model, not a curated record. Lineage: Eukaryota; Metazoa; Arthropoda; Insecta; Hymenoptera; Formicidae. The coding region runs from base 28 to 939 and encodes 303 amino acids. The transcript is spliced from 2 exons.